This is a messenger RNA of Carlito syrichta (Philippine tarsier), 891 nucleotides long. RefSeq names its product poly(A) binding protein nuclear 1 (gene PABPN1). Gene Ontology annotation, molecular function: RNA binding. The coding region runs from base 274 to 810 and encodes 178 amino acids. The transcript has 6 exons. NCBI's taxonomy places the organism in Eukaryota, Metazoa, Chordata, Mammalia, Primates, Tarsiidae. The record is from RefSeq and is a predicted model, not a curated record.
GGGCCGUUGGACGGGUCCGCGGGCGCUACGAGGGGUCCGGCCGGGUGGAUUCGGGCGUCAUGGGUGCCUAAUGUAGCUCUGGAGAGGGUAGCUUCCUUUUUGUUUUUUUUCCUCACGACCCUCGCGUGGGGUGAGGGAAAUGGCCGAGCAGGACUGGGGCCACGCGCCGGCCGAGAGCAGGGCACGGUCCCUGCGUUGGUUCCUCUUAAGCUCUGUCCGUACCCUCCCCACUUAUUGUAGGAGCUGGAAGCGAUCAAAGCCCGAGUCAGGGAGAUGGAGGAGGAAGCUGAAAAGCUAAAAGAGCUACAGAACGAGGUAGAGAAGCAGAUGAAUAUGAGUCCACCUCCAGGCAAUGCUGGCCCAGUGAUCAUGUCCAUUGAGGAAAAGAUGGAGGCUGAUGCUCGUUCCAUCUAUGUUGGCAAUGUGGACUAUGGUGCAACAGCAGAAGAGCUAGAAGCUCACUUUCAUGGCUGUGGUUCAGUCAACCGUGUUACCAUACUCUGUGACAAAUUUAGUGGCCAUCCCAAAGGUUUUGCUUAUAUAGAGUUCUCAGACAAAGAGUCAGUGAGGACUUCCCUGGCCUUAGAUGAGUCCCUAUUUAGAGGAAGACAAAUCAAGGUGAUCCCAAAACGAACCAACAGACCAGGCAUCAGCACAACAGACCGGGGUUUCCCACGAGCCCGCUACCGUGCCCGGACCACCAAUUACAACAGUUCCCGCUCUCGAUUCUACAGUGGUUUUAACAGCAGGCCUCGGGGUCGCGUCUACAGGGGCCGGGCUAGAGCGACAUCAUGGUAUUCCCCUUACUAAAAAAAAUGUGUAUUAGGAGGAGAGAGAGGAAAAAAAGAGGAAAGAAGGAAAAAAAAAGAAUUAAAAAAAAAAAAAGAAAAA